CCAAGGUAUAGCAAAGUUUUUACUUGCCUAUAGUAGGAACACGUAUACAGUAAAUCCUGGCCGUUAAUUUAUUCCUAUAUGCUUGCUUAUCGCGCUAUCGCCGCGAGCUGUCUAACCUCCAACACCGAAACUGAAAGUUUCAUUACAAUACUACAUAUGUCAAGGAAACCAAGCCUCCGUUACCGCCAAUGAUCAAAGCGCGAGUUCUGUGCGAGGAUUGCCAAAGCACCUAGCUCCAUUCAGUCGCUUUUCGCCAAUACCUGACAACGGCGAACCUACAUAGCAUAGUUUUGAAGUUUACGUUAAUUUAUAUCUGACUUGGGUACAGAGCCAUGACUUCAGCUGCUGAACCUUCAAGUGAUGCGGGCGCCAUGGCAGUGGACAUGCAGCGCGUGGCCCAGGACACUGACUGCCCUUAUCCUAUUCUACCUUCCGUACUAUACAAAAUGAACGAGGAAAAGGAUGGCGAGAAGCUCGCAAAGUUGGGCGGGGCCGCGGGCCUGGCUAAAGCCCUCGACACUGACCUGCACUCAGGCCUAGGCGAAGUGGCAGGGCUGGGGGGCGUGGUUGCACACAGAGAAGCCUAUGGUCCCAACUCUUACCCAAGCAAGCCGCCUCCCUCCUUCCUGCUGAUGCUGGUGGAGGCGGCGAAGGACCCCAUGAUCAUCAUCCUGCUCGUGGUGGCGCUGAUCACCAUUGUCGUGGGCGCGGCGGUACCUGAGCAGCGAGCGCAUCACGGCUGGUCCGAGGGCGUGGCGGUGCUGGGUACGGCCCUCAUCGUGAUAUUCAUCGGUGCGGGUCAGGACUACUCCAAGGAGCUGCAGUUCAUGAAGCUCAACGCGCUGAAAGACAGCAUCGACGUCAAGGUACGGCGAGGAGGCCGGCAGGUGCUGGUCCCCAACACCGAGGUGGUGGUGGGCGAUGUGCUGCUUCUGGACACCGGAGACAAGGUGGUGGCGGACGGCAUCGUCUUCGAGGCACAUGGUCUGGUGCUGGAUGAGGCGUCGCUGACGGGAGAGAGUGAUCCGAUUAAGAAGGACGCGGAGCAUGACCCGUGGGUCAGGUCGGGCACCACGGUCAAUGAGGGCAGCGGCUACAUGCUAGUGCUGGCGGUGGGCGUGAACAGUCAGUGGGGCAAAACGCUCAUGUUGGUUUCGGAGGCAGGAGACGACCAGACGCCGCUGCAGGAGCAGCUGACGGACGUGGCAGCCAAGGUGUCCAAGAUGGGCGUGCUUGUGGCGGUGGUGUGCUUCCUGGCGCUGCUCAUCAAGUGGCUUAUCAUAAACAAGGGCGGCGAUGUGAGCAAAAUCAAUGACAACGGCCCGCUGCAGUUCCUGCUGUACGCCAUCACCAUCACCGUGGUGUCCAUUCCGGAGGGACUGCCGCUGGCCGUCACUCUCACCCUCGCUUACUCGAUGAAAAAAAUGAUGAAGGACAACAACUUUGUUCGUGUGCUGUCGGCCUGCGAGACCAUGGGCGGAGCCACCGCCAUCUGCUCCGACAAGACCGGCACCCUGACGGAGAACCGCAUGACGGUGGUGGAGGGCUGGUUCGCGGGCACGUCGUACGGCAGUGUACCGCAGCCGGAGCAGUUGAGUCCGUUGGUGCUGGAUCUGCUCAAGUACAACUGCGCGCUGAACAAUAAGGCCUUCCUGGAAGACAAAGAUAACGGCGUCAUCAACUUUGUGGGCAAUCGCACCGAAUGUGCGCUGCUGGUGCUGCUGCGCAAGCUGGGCAUCAACUAUGUGACGGUGCGGGAGGAGCGGGAGCCGGAUCAGGUGCAGCUGUACGGUUUCUCCUCGGCUCGCAAGAUGGCCAGCGUGCUGCUGCGGGAGCCCUCGGGCCAGCUGCGGUUGUACAACAAGGGAGCUGCGGAGUGGGUGCUCAGAAGGUGUACGGCACUCCUGCGUCCGGACGGCAGUACGGAGCCCAUGGACCCCCGCAAGCUGGAGGAAAUGAUCACCCUGGUCACAAGCAUGGCUAAGAGGGGCCUACGCUGCAUCUGCCUGAGCUACCGAGACUACCCGGCGACGGAUCCGGAGCGUCCCCCGGACUUCUUCGAGGAUGCUGACAAGGUUGACAACGGCCUGAUCGCGUUCGCCAUCGUGGGCAUUAAGGACCCGGUUCGACCCGAGGUGCCCGCAGCGGUGGCGACCUGCCAGGCGGCGGGCAUCGUGGUGCGCAUGGUGACAGGCGACAACAUUCACACCGCAAAGCACAUUGCGCGCGAGUGCGGCAUCCUCACCGACGACUGCAUGGCCAUGGAGGGACCCGUGUUCCGCGGAAUGCCCGCGGGGGAUCUCAUUCCGCUGCUGCCUAAACUGCGGGUUCUUGCCCGCUCCUCACCUGAGGACAAGUUGACGCUGGUGUCUCUGCUGAAGAAGCAGGGCGAGGUGGUGGCGGUGACGGGUGACGGCACCAAUGAUGCGCCCGCGCUUAAGGAGAGCGAUGUGGGACUUGCCAUGGGCAUUGCUGGCACGGAGGUGGCCAAGGAGGCUGCUGACAUCAUCAUCCUGGACGACAACUUCUCCUCUAUCGUCAAGUCUGUGCUGUGGGGCCGCUGCGUUUACAUUAACAUUCGCAAGUUCCUGGUGUUCCAGCUGUCCAUCAACCUGGUGGCCAUGAUCUCAGCGGCGGUGGGGGCGCUGUACGGCGGAGUGCCGCCGCUGAACGUACUGCAGCUGCUGUGGGUCAACAUGAUCAUGGAUACCCUUGCUGCUCUGGCACUUGCCACGGAGGAUCCCUACCCGGAGCUGCUGGCUGACAAGCCGCACGGGCGCUCCGAACCCAUCAUCACCGGCCUCAUGUACAUGCACAUGCUGGUGGCGGCGAUGUACAAGCUCUUCUGGCUGUUCGCCUGCUUGUACGGGCUGCCGCGAGUCAUCGACAGCUACGCUGUCAUCGGCCAGGACGAGUACUACCGCGACUCUUGCGUCGGCGUGCUGGAGGACAAGGGCUUCAACGCCACCAUGCAGACGCAGCUGUGCGGCAUCAUGGCCUGGUGCGGCUUCCCGCGGGGCGCCCUGGAGCGGGAAACGCUCCUCUGCCCGCUGUUCGACCCAUGGGUCACCUACCAUACCACCCACAACAGCACCAGCAGCUCCAACCGCUUCCUGCCGGUGCCCACCGACCAGCAGGCCGCAGUGUGCAUCGGCUACCCGUCCAGCGAGAGCUGCCCCCUCAACGAGGAGCUGCUCCGAGCCCAGAAGGACAUGGAGAAGGCGUACGACAGGGACAUGAUGGAGAGCUACAAGCCGGCGCUGUCGGUGCUGUUCAAUGCCUUCAUUUUGGCUCAGGUUGCUAACGCCUUUGUAUCGCGCCGUAUCGGGCUGGAAAUGAACUUCUUCAAGGGGCUCAGCCACUCGCAUGUCUUCAACACAAUCAUGGUACUCAUCACGGCGCUACAGGUCAUCAUCAUGCAGACGCCCGUGUCGUACGUUUUUAAGGUGGAGCCCCUGAACGGUCCCGAAUGGGGCGCAUGCAUCGCCAUCGGCGUGGGAGCCAUCCCCUUCUCCUGGCUGGUGCGCCUGCUGGCCCGCGCAGCUCUCCCCAUGGCAGGCAGCCAGUCCUGGCUGGCCGGUCUGCGGGGCAGUCGAGCCAGCCAGAUCACCGCCUCGGGCGCCGCACCCAUGCGGUUGGCGGCGCAGGGGCGCUCCCUGUCAGGUCGCACUAUCUCCGGCGUCCCUGCCGCCUCAUCAGCCACCUUGGGAGGUACCGCUGGGAGUAAAUCUCUUUCAGGGCGGUCUGCGUCGAGUGGUUUGGGCGGUAACAGUGGUAACAACAGCCCGUCCUUUGCGCUGAAGACCAUGUCUGGGCACCCCAACGCGGCGCAGCAGCUGGUAGGGGCAGCAGGAGGCGGGGCUCGGAGUUCCCGGCUAGCGCCCUUGGCGGCCACAGCAGCAGCAGCGGGUGGGGCCAGCAAGUCGGCGGUGCUGCCGGCGGUGGCGGACGGUGCUGGCGGCAGCAGCAGCCUGCAGGUGAUGCGGAUGGGGUCCUCAACGAGAGUGGCUCCGGAACCCGGGACGACGCCGCGGAGGACGGUGACACCAACCUCGGCUUGGGUUGGGUCGGAGCCGGGGGGCCGUUGAUGGCGGGACAGGUGGCUUGAAGUGAGAGUCAGAGCGGGGUUCGGGGUCGGAGGUAGGAGACGGAGGUAACUGGGGGAAACGGAAGAACUGUUGGGGCAUGUGGUCUGUCCUUGGGUUUGUGUAUUGCUGACAUAUUUGGAGGCACUGCCGCCUGCGAACUUCAUUUCGGUACUACAAGUGUCCUUCGUCACCGGCGCUUUAAACUUAUAUGGUUACAGGCCCGGUACAUGGGAGCUAAGUGUGCUUUAGUGACGGGUUUUCGGCAGCUCAAGAGACAGGAUACCUGCUUUCGAGGACUUGAAUCGCAAGAUUUGGUACCGUGCAGAGCGGCUUUGCAUAUGUUGUACUUGAGGGUGAUAUUGCUGUUGGGGCUGGCACCCAUUGUGAGAGUGAGGGGGCAUGCGACCCAGGUAUUACCAGCAGUUUUUUUGCUGGAUGGUCAAUUGCACAACUUGCAUAUAGCCUUGUUUCAUACUCUGCAUACUUGCACUCGGUAUCCUAUCCUAUCCAAGUGUAUUGUGCCACUCCCAGCCGCCCUGAGAACAAUAACACUUACAUACCUUCGUCGCCACAUGCACUCUUACUCGAUACUCCCUGUGUCCCCUGCGCGUUUUGGCUCUCGUUGUUGCUGUUGUCAAGGUUUGGGGUUUAACAAGGUUUACUCCACAAACACGACUGACUGGGAGGCGGCCUGCAUUUGUGUGGGAAGACAUGCUACUGUCUGCUUGGAGGUUGUCCAGCAGAGCUUGCAUGCAAGCAUGGACGUACUUGCCCAGCAUAGGAAGAGCCGGGUGGACGUUGGUUGGUUGCGGAAAAGAAUGUUCUGCAUGUUUCUGGUUAGUAACCAGGCUUUGAAACGACUGGAAGUGCUGCUUACGUCGAUGCAUGGUGAACACCGAAUGGGGGAUAUCUGCUGACACAGUAAGGACUCUGCGGAGCUGUGCUGUCGCCGUUCAAAAGCAAGUUGAGAACAGGCGACCCAUGGGUCACCAUGGCCCAAUCCGGCGUUGUUUAUGGUUUGUUGUCCCUCAUGACCGCAUUAUGGCUUGGCAAGCUAAAAUGACCCAGGGGAUCAGUUCCAAACACACACACACUGCGAAGAGUGUCGGGGAUUAUGGGGUGUAAGUUACGUUGCUGAGUUGGCUUACGGCAGGUCACGGUCGCUUCGAGACUUGGACUUAACCCCGACUCCUAACGCGCUGCCAUCAUACGGUCAUAUACGUAUGAGCUUGCCUAUCUUGCAACGAUGUCAGCGCGCAUCUGUGCCAACUGCGCCGCUGUGGAAGAAGUCAUGAUCGUGACGUGUAGCACCUGCGUUUGGGUCGUAUGAAGGCUCGGACUUCAACAUUGUAACAAACAAGCAUCAC
Messenger RNA from Astrephomene gubernaculifera, 5455 nucleotides. The record is from the annotation of a GenBank genome assembly. NCBI's taxonomy places the organism in Eukaryota, Viridiplantae, Chlorophyta, Chlorophyceae, Chlamydomonadales, Astrephomenaceae.